AUGACCAUGACCUCGGUGCUAUGGCUGUGUGGGCAGUGCCCCUCAUACCUCCAUAUCAAAAACAAGAAGAACUGCCAGGGUACCAACCUUUCGGAGAAGUGGUCGGGGUUGAGGACAGUCCUCGAGUGGAAGAGAAGGAGGUGCCUUGCACAAAUAAAGAGUGACGGUGAGGAUAAAUAUUUGGGUCAUGUCGAGGUGAGCUUCCUGUUGCCCAAGCUAACUAGCAAAAAAGAAGAAGACCAAGCAAUAAAAAGUACUGCAGAGAAGGCGUUGGUUCUCAGGUUUGGGAGAGAUGAGGAUCCUGUCUGUCUGCAGCCAGAUGAUAUUCCUUCUAAGACGUCUUCUGACCUGAGUAGAAUGGCUGCCACGUAUCUGGUAGAUGUGGACCGAACUCCCGUUCACACGCACUAUUUUGACAUCAGUUAUAUUCCAUCUACUGUGUUCUUCGAUGGGCAGCACAUGAAAGUGAAUCGGGGGUCUCCUGAUCACACUAAGUUUGUGGGAAGUUUCAAAACCAAGCAAGACUUCAUAGAUGUGGUUGAAGUAAUUUAUCGAGGAGCAGUGAGGGGAAAGCUUAUUGUCCAAAGUCUUACUGAUCCCAAGAAUAUUCCCAGAUGUGACCUCUAUCAAGACAUUUAGCGCAUUCACUACUGUCAAAGUUGAAGGAAAAAGCACAUCAUGAAACAGUACCUGAACCCAGCUGUGGCAUUUUCCUGGAGUCCUUCGGACGUGUGUUUAGCGUCCCAGCGGAGAAGAGUGCUGACUUGGGUAGAAAAUACCCCACCCCCAAGUAGAAAGACCACGCUGACAGCCACCAUGAGCAAGGAUGCUUAAAUGUUCCCUGCAAACCCCAGAGCAGUCAAGACGACUGGGGUCACUUUGCCCAGCGGGAUUUUUUUUAAUUUAUAUUGUGCUUCUCUUUAGUCUUUAAGAUGAUACAGAAUCCUUCUGAACAUUGGCUAGUAUAUUUAUGUUGAUUUUGAUAUACAAGUAAGAUAGGAAAUCACUUCCCGUAAGAGCAGAAGUACUUCUUUUUUACCCUAAAGGUACCUACACACAUACCCUCGCCCUCACCUGUUUCUCCACUCAUGUAUUUGUCUCAUGCUCUCCUGUCUCCAGUCCUUGUUAUCUCAGUUUCUCUUGGAAUAAAUGAUUCUCUACCGAUAGGAGAAAG
Neofelis nebulosa (Clouded leopard) is the source of this 1174-nucleotide messenger RNA. RefSeq names its product thioredoxin-like protein 4B. The record is from RefSeq and is a predicted model, not a curated record. Bases 1 to 639 code for a protein of 212 amino acids. Lineage: Eukaryota; Metazoa; Chordata; Mammalia; Carnivora; Felidae. Gene Ontology annotation, biological process: mRNA splicing, via spliceosome. The transcript has 2 exons. Gene Ontology annotation, cellular component: U5 snRNP; spliceosomal complex; U4/U6 x U5 tri-snRNP complex.